UGGUGGAACCCGACUGCAACAAAAACAUCAGCGAACUUACCGAACUGACGACUGUGACUACUCGAAUGGUGCCAAGUAUAUGUUUCUUUUUCCAUCAAAAUGAGGGCGGCUAGCAUAACAUUCAUUAGUCUAGCAUUAACGACAGCCGUCGUCGGAAAUGCAUUCUACAACAAGAAACAGUUUUACCCGUCGGUGGUAUAUAUCACUAAAUCUAAUCCCAGUAUGGCGGUGAUAUACAUACAAGCUCUUGUGGUUGUAGUUCUUAUUGGCAAGCUCAUGCAGAAAGUAUUCUUUGGUCAACUGAGAGCAGCUGAAUUUGAGCAUUUAGCUGAUCGCUCAUGGUAUGCUGUGACAGAAACAUGUCUGGCCUUUACUCUUUUCCGAGACGACUUUGCCCCAAGAUUUGUAGCUCAAUUUAUUUUACUGCUCUUUCUGAAAGCAUUCCAUUGGCUUGCGGAGGACCGUGUUGAUUUUAUGGAGAGAAGUCCUAUCAUAUCAUGGUUAUUCCAUUUGAGGGUCAUCUCAUUAAUGUUUGUCCUUAGUCUCCUUGAUUUAUACUUUGUGAAUCAUGCAUAUCUCUCAACGGUCUCGGGAGGGGCUAGUGCUCAGAUAGUGUUUGGUUUUGAGUACAUGAUUCUUCUUAUGAUAGUGCUAAAUAUAGCAAUAAAAUAUGUUCUACACACUAUUGACCUUAAUUCUGACAACCCAUGGGACAACAAGGCUGUUUUCCUGUUGUAUACAGAAGUUGUAAUGGGAAUGUUUAAGGUUGUACUUUAUGUCACAUUCCUUAUAAUAAUGGUGCGCAUUUUUACAUUGCCCUUGUUCUUAUUCAGACCAAUGUAUUAUACUUUGAGGUCCUUCAGAAAGGCAAUAAAUGAUGUAAUUUUGUCGCGUAGAGCUAUACGCAACAUGAAUACUCUUUAUCCUGAUGCAACUCCAGAAGAGCUGUCUGCUGCUGAUAAUGUGUGCAUCAUAUGUAGAGAGGAAAUGCAUUCAGCUUCCAAGAAACUACCUUGCAACCAUAUAUUUCACACAUCCUGCCUUCGUUCUUGGUUCCAACGGCAACAAACAUGUCCAACAUGUCGUCUCAAUAUCUUGCGCAUACCAGGUGACAGAAACACUGGUGCUAAUCAAGCAGCAAAUGCAGAGGCUCAAGCACAACAUGCUCCUGACGUCCCUCCUGUUCCACACCCAGGUCUUCCAAACCCAUUUAUGAAUGGCGUUUUCCCAGGCAUGUUUCCAUUUUGGCAGCAACAGUUUAAUCAACCUCCAGCUGGUCAACCUGGUCAGCCAGGCCAACCCAAUUCAGGUGGCCAGCAACCCCCUACUGGGGCAACUGGAGCCGCUACCGGCACUGUUCCCGGGGCACAGCCAGGCCCUAUUGUGAUGCCUGUUCCACCAUUUCCACCUAUGCCUCCAGGCUUUGGAUUGCCAUUCUUUUGCCCUCCUUUUCCUCCGGCACCACCUCCAUUUGCUGUGCCACCACCCAUGCCACCACCAGGCUUGGCAACUUUAAGUGAAGAGGAGUUGCGCAGACUAGAGAGUGCCGCUCGAGACGGAGUAGCAGCUCGUCUGCAGUGCUUGCAGAACAUUCAGCAAUUACUGGAUGCAGCUGUUUUGCUAAUGCAGCAGUACUCCAAUGCAGCUGCGGCUGCUUCUGCUGCAACUGUAACACCAGUACCAUCAUCACCACCUUCUAGUUCAUCCGCCGCACCCCCAGACUCAGGAGUGGCUACCACAUCCACCACUGUUAAUUCUGCUUCACCAGUGGUGACCUCAAAUGCAACUCAAAAUAGUGCUCGUUCUGAAGAUAGACCCACCAGCGUUUCUCCCUCUUCUGAAACUCCAAGCAGCAGUAGAUCAAAGGAGGAUACAGGAAAUUCGUCUGACCUGACAACCUCAGUAAGGUCUGAUGGUUCAGGUAGCUCUUCCUCUAGCAUUAACCAAACAGUCACUUCAGCACUAUCACCUGAGCAAGAUGAAAUUAGAAGGCGACGGCUACAGAAAUUCACCGGAAUCCCAGAGCCAAUGGACUGAUUAAUAUAUAAAUUACAAUCAAUGAAUGAAGUACUUUUAAAAUUUUGUGUAUCAGACACCAUUUUGCAGGUCUGACUAAACAUUUCUUAUUAUUAACUAGCUGUAGGAGGUCAAACUCCUAUACCUUGACAGGUCUCAAAGGUACCUACUGGGUAUUGAUUGAAUCAUAUGAAAAUCCACAUUCAUAUUUUAAUUUUAACUCCUCUAGACACAAUUAAGGACUACUAUCAAAAUUUUGACGGGAAAAUUAUUGUCCCACUAAUUUGUUUACUUGGCCUCAUUGGAUCCCAAAUCUGCUUUUAAUGAUCUAAUCUCUGUCUGUAUAAAUAGAACUCAUAAUUUCAGAUGGUUAUAUCUUGUUGUGUUUAAUUCAAAUUAGUUUGAAAUCUUGAUCUAAGGUGGCAGAACUGGCUUGACCAUCUUAGUUAUGUUUGUGUGUUUCACUAUUCGUUACUUUUCUGUAAUAUACUCUUUCAAUACUUGGAAAGGUUCAGGGGCCAAGUAUACGUGCUCCUCAAAGGGGGAAACAAGGCGUAAACUGUCAUGGGUUUCCUUUAAUCUCUCCAGAGAUUAGCUUCAGCUUCUUACCUGCAGAAUAGAAUAUAUAUUUAUAUAUCUAUUUAUCUAAUUGAACAAUCACAAGUAUCCUAAUUUUUGAAACCAAACCGUGUUCUGCCAUCUAUCUUUUUUCAGUUCUUUGGUUGUGCUUUAUGUUGAAAAUGCUACUGGGAACUUACUUCUUAUUUUGGUGAGACUGCUAUUUGAACUGUGGUGUGUUCCUGCCAAAGCGAGUAGAAUGUUUGUGAGCUCUAUAAGUCUGUCUUGUGUAGUUUUAUUUUACAGUAAAAUGUUGUGUUAAUAAAGUGAUUUAUGUAUUGUAUAUAGGUGUUGUGUGAAUGUUCAUGCACAAAAUUUAAGUAUGGCCCUUACAUUGUUGGCUGGGAUGAGAGGUGUAAUUCAGUCCAAUUAUUUGUCUAUUCGCCAAGAAGCAAAGCAUUCAGUGCUACAAGAGAAUGUUUACUAUUAAGGAUAUGUACUUGAUAAAGUCUUUGUGGAAGGAACAGUUGAAUUGAUAAUUGAUUCUAAGUUUAAUUUGUUUUAUUGUGAAGUAUAUGUUUAUUAUUUGUUGUUUGUACUUGGUUUUGUUUUAUGCAAAGCAUGUACUGUUGUCAUAAGCCGAAUGGAAUUAUUUACGCAAGUUUAGCAUGUGGAAAUCUAAUGUGACCAUCUAAUUCACCAAAGUAUUAUCAAAUCACAAUUUAUUUCUUUUCUGUUAAAUAUUCAUGGUUUGCAUGGUCUUCAAAGAAAGCAUUAUCCGCAUUUUAUUUACCAUGAUUGCUCCUGUUCCAGGGUCACAUACAGGUUAGAUUUUUUGAUGCAUGCUGAUACAUUUUAUAAAAAUUAUUAGUCAAAUUUUAAUUAUUAGUUUUUGUUCUAAAUUUUUUGUUAUAAGUUAUCUUUGGUAAUAUAUAUAUAUUUUCCUUCCUAGUUACUGAAAAGUGGAAACUUACUGCUCCUGUCUGUUUUUGAUUUGUUGGCAGACAAAAUUCUGGAAUACUUUUUCAUAAUUCUUUACCAUUAUGUUUGAAACCCAAAUUCUUGAAAUACGUAGUUGCUUUUACAUUUUAAUCAAAGAAAAUACUAAAUGUAGUCCAGUGAUUAUUCCUCCCAGUUUAAUUUACAGACGAUGCAGUGCUAAUACUGGUUCUGGUAGGAGCUGAAAUUUUUCAAAGUUAUUGACCCCAAUCCAGACUGAAAAGCACUGAUAUAGGUACUGUAUUUGGUAGGUGGGGGGAGAAUCAAAAUUUAAACUUUAUAGAUUCAGUCCAGGUGAACUCAGUUUAAAAAAAGGAAGUGCAAACUUAUAUGAACUGGAAAUCCUUUAGUAGUCUCAUCAUUCCAGAUUUAAUGUAAUGUGUAUCAGUUUCUUGUUUUGUUUUGUUGUUUGUUUGGAAGAAUUAAUGUUGUGGGCCGAAACGCUUCAGGGUGUAAAUGAUACAACAAAUGUUGUUGAACUACUUUAUCCCAAGCUAUGGCUACAAAUGUGCUCCUCUUGAACUGCUUUUUGGUUUGGUGUUUGGUUCCGAAUUUUAAUUUACAGAAUUAGCCUUUGUAUUCACCAUUCGGAUCUGUUUUGAGCUUUGUUGCAUACUUCAUUUUGUCAUGUUUGUGUGAAAUAUUCUUGUCUUGUGUAUAGUAUUUAAUUUAGAAUCAUGCUAGCUUCCAUCGCUGGAAGAUGUGAUACAUGUUAAAGUUGGGCAUUCAGAUAAAUGUGAAAAAAAUAAAAAAUAAAAUCAUAAGAACUGCAUUGGUAACUAAA
Molecule: messenger RNA, 4357 nt
Organism: Frankliniella occidentalis (western flower thrips)
Lineage: Eukaryota; Metazoa; Arthropoda; Insecta; Thysanoptera; Thripidae
Gene: sip3
Product: E3 ubiquitin-protein ligase synoviolin B
Exons: 13
Coding region: 100-2037 (645 amino acids)
Cellular component (GO): cytoplasm
Source: RefSeq, a predicted model, not a curated record